UUUCCGACAGGCCGCUGAUAACUAGAGUUCAGUGGCUGCUGAUCAACGUUUUUCGUCACGUCAUUCUUUUCUUCUCGACAACGAGCGUUGGUCCAAGUGACAAAGUUUUCCGCGAAGUUAAAUAAAUUAGUUAAGUUAAAAGUGCUACCUAGUUCUGUGCGGAUAUUUUCGCUAGUUGUUUCUGCGAUCAGGAAGCCUAUUUCAUAAGCUAAGGUACUAUUUACAAUUUAAAUCUAACUAAAUUUACAUAUCCUAACCUAACCUAAUUCAUGGUUACAGCAAUAGCCAAUUAUCUAAAACAAACUAGAGCUUUCCGCUACCUAGUAGCACGAAAUUACACAUAAAUAGUACGGAACAGUUACGGAAUAGUACGGAACGUUAGCUAGAUACUAGUACGGAAAUUGUAGGUAAAUCACAAAACAAAUAUUAAAAACCAUCAUGCAAACUCAUUCUAACCUCAAUCAACAGCGUUGCCACCCACGCCAUCUAUCAAGAAACAUUGUUCGGGUGCAAAGUUAGGGAGUGAACACUGAAUUUGUGAGUUGAAUGCUAGCUAUAAUUAAAAUCUAAAACCCCAUUAUUAAUUUAUAAAAUAAAUUUGCAGCUUGAAGCUGUUUACUACCGCUGCCAAGAUUCAGCGUGUUUCUUUUCAUCCGCCCCGCAACAAUCCGGAUCGCUGUCCUCUUUGUCGCUCUCAAACUCCUGACUCAGAUCGGCUUUCAUUUUCCGGAACUGGUCGCGCAUCUGCUUCUACCGGAUCAAGAAGUCCUUGUGGUCCGCCAAUUGCUGUUCUAGUUGCAGCUUCUCCUGGCAAAGUUUCUCCUCCUGCAUCUUUUGUUGCAGCGCACGCCUUUUUUCGUUCACCGAUCUCUCCAAUUCCAAGCGUUUGUCGUGCAGUAUUUUCUCCUCCUGCAGUUGCUGCUCGAUCGCAGCCGAUUCUUGUUCGAGAAGGCUCAGAGAUUCUUGAAUCGAUGGCCGACCUUCUCGAAGCUCCGUUCCGACAUCGCUUUUGGCACUUCCCGUCCGUUUGGAAACGUUCUUUUUAACAGGUUUCCUUAUUUUGGGAACGUGCAGCAAAUUACUGCAUUUCGUGCAGUUCCAUGGCACAUUCUUAUCAGCCUCGGUAACUCCCGCGCAUUGAUAGUGACUCCAAAAGCUACACAUGUCGCAUUGGACCAUGUAAUCUUCGCUAUCAACUUCCUCGCAAUACAUGCAGUUGCGAUUGUUGAUCGAUUUCUCCACAUUCCUGAUCGUAUCAUUCGCCGGAUCCGACAUCUUGAGGUUAUGUCCGGAAGAUUGUAAAUCUUCAAGUGUUCGGAUAAGAAAAGAAUCCUCAAAGCAGCCUUUCUCUAGUGUAGCAGCUUGAAGCUAAAACAGUUUAUAUUUUAUUAAUUUAGAGUCCUAAACAAAUGUUAGCUGAAAACUUACAUUUAGUUUUCUUCUACUCGGGCUCUCACACUUGCCUUCGCUUGUUCGGAUCGGUGAAUGACUAUCACUUUUCCGUCCUGAACCUUAUUUUUAGGAAUAUAAUUUUUAGGAUAACUAAUUUAGAAUAUAAAGUUUCUACUUACGAUUACAAUUGUUUGAUUAUAAUUAACGUUGAUUGAAACCGUCCUGAACCUCGUUUGUAGGUUAUUUUCCUCGUACGUGACCUACGUGUUUUUAAUUAAAUUUAGCCAACAAUUUCUUCAAUGUAUUCGUUUUGUACUCACUGUUUCACCUUUUAGAGGUUUGAAUAUUAUAAUCAGUCCCUCCCGUACUACUAGUUUUAAGAAAUAUCCGUACUAUUAGUAUUGGGGAAAGUGAAACGCCUUAUGUAGCUGCUUGUUUGAUUCAGCUCAAACUAGAAAGAUAAAUUUUAUUUAAUUUAGUAGCUUCAGUUGUUAGUAUGUUUUGCCGACUUACAAUUUUAGUUUCGGCUUCUACUAUAUAAAUGUACCUGGCCUCGUGAGAUGCUGCUACCUAUUCUGACCUAAUCGACUGUUUAAAAUAUUUGUGUAAGCUAAUGAAUAUAAAACAAAUUCUUAAACAAACUUACAUCGUUUUCGGGAAUACAGAAUUAAAAUAAAUCUCACUUUUUCGACAACUUUCUAUAGCUUCAACUUUUCUCUUCCGAUCGCAAACGAAAAACAGUCUUCGCGCUUUUUCCCAGCCGCUGUCACUUACGUUCGUCCAGGGAGGCCAGCUGAAGGGAUUUUCGCAUUUGUGCCCAGUGGUUUUAACAUUUCCCCGACCCGUAAACCUGGUCCAGAACCUGCUUCCUGGACAGAUUUACCAAUUGCCUCAAUCUUUAUGACUGCGAGUUCAGCCACAGGUCGCCGAAACAAUCCACUAAAAGUUCGAACCAUAGCCUGGCGAAAACGGUCGCCUUCUCCAACAAUGACUCCCUCUUCUUGUCCACGGACCCAUCCGUUGCGAUUCUGAUCGUCCAAGUGAGGUUUCUUGGAAGGAAUCCAGUCCCUCGAUGUCAGCUGGCGGUUCUUCGAGGUGACAGCCAUAUCACAUACAAACGACUCUCGUUCCACUUUCCAUGAGACAACCUCGGCUUGUUGGUAUUCUUCUUGCUUCAGUGAGACAACGGUCCAUUUGAGAAGACGGAUCACCAAUCUUUUCAAUCGUUCGGCAACGCAACAGAUUGUAUGCAACUGACCAUUCCAUCGUGAAACCCAACUCGCGUAGACGAUCGAUUUGUCAGGUUCAUUGAACGAGAUUCCGUUAGAAUCUAAGCAAGAACUCCUACCCCAACUAGUGGGCUUAUCUGCCAAGUCGGAAUGCGCCUCCUCCAAGUCACGAAAACCUUCAACCGAGUGCAACAAUCUAGUUCCGUGCACUGUGCUCAUUGGGUGCAUACGAAGGAUGGACAACUGCUUCGCCUGAGAUUCCUCGGUUUUUUUGCGUACAGCUUCCGCGAGGGCGGGAUCAUUGUUUAGCCCUCGUUCAAAACCACUCACACUCUUAAGCGCCAUCGGGAACCUGACCGGCUGUUCGGAAUUGCUACGCUUGAAUCGUAUUCCGGCUUCAAAGUGGCCCUCCACACGUUCUUGUUGAUUUUUGCUACAGAUUUCCAGCUCGGCGAAUUUCACUCGACUCCGGAAGUUCAUUUACCGAAACUCCAGCAUUCUCGGUGACAAUGAAGUGUUGCUCCUGGUUGUUACGUUCACGAUGGCAACCCAGGAAGCCUUCAGGGUGUGAAUCUCCACCAGGUCCGUAAAUGGUCCAACCGAGGUAAGAUCUGACCGCAAUUGGUUCGUUGAUGUUUCCAAUCUUUGACUCCAAAGGUGCCAUCAAAUGGACAUUGUUGAGUCCGAUCAGAAUCUUCGGUUCGUCUCCUUCUUGAUUUGCCAUGUCCAGACCCUGAAGAUGCGAAUAUUGACUGGUGAUUUCCUUGAAAUUGACGCGCUGUCUUGGAAGGCUCAGCUUCUUCACGGUUCGUGCUUCUUUUAAUACUGAACGUUGUCCCGUUGUGCAACCUGACACCUGCAGUGUCAGGCAUAUUGAAUUAGGUUCUUGGCGUACAAUAUUACUCGUCCACUCCAGUGUUAGUGGCUGUAGUCGACCUUUAGCAUUCAGGCUAUCGACGAGCCCCUCCUCGAUGAGCGUCAUAGACGAACCUUCGUCCAAGUAGGCGGAAGUUGACACCGACCUUUGUUUGUAGUGGAGAGUGAUCGGUACAAUCCUGUAAAUUAUCGAGCCCUGCUCGGUUGUAUGGGUGUGAUGCUGUUCCGUAAUUGACGGCACUGUAUCUUUUAAACUUGGCUUGGUAAUUGUAUUCCGGUGCACCAGUGGAUGAUGGUGUUCCCGACAAGCUCCAACGUUGCAGUUUAUCUUGAACCUACACCAUCCUUUGUGCUCAUUUAGGCACCGUUCGCACAGUUUGUGUUCUUCCUUCCUCUUCAGCCGUUCCGUACUGUUCAUACUCCGGAAAAUGUCGCGGCUUCUGACCCGAUGUCCCUCCUUCUUGCAGAUCGAACAAACAAGUUGGUAUUUCGCUGGAGUGUUACUGGCGCCGCUGUGUGCAAGAACAAACCCUUUUUCCUUCAGUCUUGACUUGUCUCCCUUUGCAGAUGCUGUCUCUUUCGGAUCGAUCACGAGAAUAACCUCGCUGGCCUCAGCUACGAUAUUGGAUGUGAAAUCCGCGAAUGUACGGAGAGUUACUCGGUCAGCCAAUCUCCGGCACUGCACCCAUUCGCGCUUCGUUGCGGCCGGGAGUUUAUCAACCAGCUCUUGUAUUAGGAUCGGAUUGACCAAGUGAUCCUGAAGGUUGACCGCUUCCAAAUGGUCACACAACUCUUGGACCGCCAUCCCGAAAGGAACAAAGGUUUCGAGUCGAUCGCUUCUCGGAGCAUCCGUCUUCCGUACUUUAUUCAACAGCGUAUGGAUCAGCUGCUCGGGUUUGCCGUACAGCAUGCGAAGUGUUUCGAUCACCUGCGGCACGGAGUUUGGCAAGAGUAGCCGACUACGGACGGAUUCCAAUGCCGGACCUUUAAGGCACUCUUGCAGACGGACGAGGUUCUCGACGUUACUGAAUCCGCAGGCAUCUGCCGAGUUGGUAUAACUGCUGUAAAACAGCGGCCAAUCUUCACUCCUUCCGGUGAAUGUCGGUAGUUUCUUGGACAGGACCUGACGGGCGGCUCGUUGUGCCCUGGUGGGCCCCGACCCGUCUCGAGAGCUGUUUGUCGACGUUGACGAUACCUCCUCAUGUUUCUGAUUGGUUCCCAAACAGGGUUCUUGGUGACGACAUUCACGGUUGUCCGGUUGCCUCUGAAGAAUAGGGCUCACGCGGCGCAUCUCUUGGGUGGGGGUUGAUUGAAGGUGCUGUGUGGGUAGUCGAUCAUUUAUCGCUCGCUUGAAAUACUCACGAACCUCCUGGUCUUCGGUUUCGCAUUCGUUGAGAUCUUUCAGCCUUGGUUCCGGAUCGAUGCGGCGAAUGAGCCAAUCGUUCGCCUUUUUCCGGCUUUCGUGUUCAGAAAAAUCGUUCGGCUCUUCACCAACUGCACCAUCGUCGCUUCCUACUUCUCUAACUGCCAGUUGGUAGCGGUCACGCUGAAAUUUUUCCUGCAGGGCACGCUGCUUCCGUUGGAAAUCGAUUUCUUCAGCAAGCUGCCUUUCGAGCAUCGCUUUUUCCUGCACCAGUCGUCUUUCUUGCAGUUCUUUUUCCUGCUGGAAGCGUUUCUGCGCUAGCCGCUGCUCGAGCUCCAUACGUCUCUUGCUGAGAAUCUUUUCCGCCUCAAGCUGCUGUUCCUUCAUCGCGAACUCCUCUUCCAUCCGACGCAUUCCCAGCUUCAAUCGCGAAGUGGAUCGUUUGCUGUUUCUUGACGCGAUCGAUUUGCCGUCAUCUGGUUGGCUUGCUCGAGUGUAUCCCGGAUCGGAGACGAUGUUAUGAUUCGAUGGUGAAUUUUUUGCUUCCGGUGGGCGCUUGCUUGCCGGGAUUUGCCUGAAGAGGUAAGGGUUUCGGAAGAGUUCCGGCAGUGGAUUUCUUGCUAGACUUUUUCCCCUUUUUCUCCCUCUUAGCAUCGGAACUCUCGGUGUUCCACACCGGGUGAUUCACUCACGCAAACGAAAUGGAACCAUGCCCCACAAUCGUCGCAGGCAACCAUUCCCUCAUUGUCCGGCUCUGCACAUUUGCUGCAGCUUCCCAUCUCAAAGUGAGGUUAUGCACCAGUAAAACUUUUGAGAAAUAUUGGGGAAAGUGAAACGCCUUAUGUAGCUGCUCGUUUGAUUCAGCUCAAACUAGAAAGAUAAAUUUUAUUUUAUUUAGUAGCUUCAGUUGUUAGUAUGUUUUGCCGACUUACAAUUUUAGUUUUGGCUUCUACAAUAUAAAUGUACCUGGCCUCGUGAUAUGCUGCUACCUAUUCUGACAUAAUCGACUGUUUAAAAUAUUAUUGUAUUUGAUGCUUUUUGAUAUCAAACUUAUCAACUUACAUUUGCAGGCAUAAGAAUUUGAUAUUUGUUCCGGCCUAAAUUUCGCAUCAUAGUAUCCAGUGGUUUUAACAAUUAGGAUUAGGAAAUACUUUUUAAUUUGAAUACUCCGUACUACACACGCUACAAAUUUCCAUCUAUCUCCCGCUUGUUUUUGUUUAUGUUUUUUUCCCCCGUUCGUAAUGGCCUAUCUCGCGCACACUUUCUGACAAGGGCUGCCGAGUCGCGCAGUUUUUACACGCUCAACACUUAUCAUUGUAUACUUUACUGCUAAGAUCGGACGCAGUGUGACACUACUCGAAUGCCUAGGCUUUCUGCCCGCCGUGUGCCAGAUCGAAAGCAGCUUAUCUUAGACUCGCGCCUGUCACAGCACACGGACGGGUCUUUAACGCUUGUGACUCAGAUGAAUCCCGACGGUGAUUCGAUUGCCACAAUCGUAUACCCCCAUGUCAAAACUCAGAUUUGCCAACCGCUUGAUAUCGUCAAUGUUUCGAUGACCCAACUUGCGAUGCCAUUCGUGCACGCAAUUUUUCUUGCUGCACUGGUCCGAGGCUGCAAUCACCCGCUCCACCAUCUGGAUGUGGUACAACCCGUUUCUGUGUUGAGCCCUGGUUGCGAUACGACUGUUUUUCGAAAUGGUGCAACCGUCUUGAUUGAAGAAUACCUCGGCUCCCUUCUGCACAAGCUUGCCAACCGAAACCAGGUUCAUUUGGAGAUCAGGAACGUAGAGAACCUCGCCCAACGUCAUAGUAUUUUCGAUACCUUGGCUACCAUAGCAAAGGAUUUUGCAUGAGCCAACUCCUUCGACCACUGCUUGCUUGCCAUCAGCAACCGUCACCGUCCUCGGAAUACUUCGGUUUGACUCCAUCUCAUGGAACUGAUUCUUAUCAGCACACAUGUGCGAGCUUGCACCCGAAUCGACGAUCCAAUUCCGGACACCCCUUACGGAAAAUGCAGAAUCUUCGAUGACAUUUGAAAUAUAUUUUGCCUCCUCAGUUGCCUCGAAUGUUUUGACCCUUGCCCAGCCAGGUAAGCUGGCUCAACUUGCUAGAGAAGCUAGCCGCCUCAAGCUAGAGAUAUUGGGACUGAGCGAUGUCCUUUGGCCUAACACUGGAGAACACAAGACACAGUCUGGCCAAGUACUGCUUUACUCUGGCAUACGAGGAGAACACGCUACUCGGGAACGAGGAGUUGGUUUCCUAUUAAGCCCGCAGGCCCAUGCGGCCCUUAUAAGAUGGGAACCGAUCAACGAAAUCAAUAAUCGUAGCCAGAUUCAGAACACGGGUUAGAAACCUUACAAUGGUCCAGUGUUAUGCGCCAACUGACGUUGCCGAUUUGCAGAGAGAAUUCCGAAGGGUGACAUUCAAAUCCACUUAGGCGACUUCAACGCAAAGAUUGGCUCCGAUAAUCAGGACUUUGAGCGCAUCAUGGGGCGCCAUGGUCUAGGACAGAUGAGCAAAAACGGAGAGCUGUUUGUAGAAUUUUGUGGCAACAACAACAUGGUGAUCGGCGGAUCGCUCUUCCCCCUUCGACCAGCACAUAAGGUCACUUGGGUAUCCCGAGAUGGCCGAACAGAAAAUCAAAUUGACCACAUCUGCAUCAGCCGAAAAUGGAGAAGGCGCUUUCUUGAUGUUCGUAACAAACGAAGCGCAGACAUUGUAUCUGGCCAUCACCUCGUCCUUGGCGAGAUACGACUGAGAGUUGCGCGUGUUCAACGGCGCGAGGAGAAAGUCGGUUGUCGAUACGACGUCCGCCGGUUGGAGAAUCUUGAGGUGAAAAGGGCAUACGUUGAACAGCUAGAAUCCCGAGCCUCGAAGUUGCCGACAGACGGAACAGUCGAAGAACAGUGGUGUGGAAUCAAGAAUGCCUUUAUCACGACGAGCCAUGGUACUCUCGGUAAAGUUUGUGGAAGACGAAGUGAAUGGAUGUCGGAUGAAACCUGGAGGAUGAUCGAUGAUCGGAGAAAGGCGAAAGUCGGAAUUGAGCAGGCAUGUACCGGGUCAGCCAAAGCAGCCGCCCGCUUACGAUAUGCGGAGCUGGAAAAGGCAGUUAAACGAGCUUGUAGACGAGACAAGAGAGCCUUGACAAACUCCCUAGUCGAAGAAUAUGAUAUAUCUCGCCGCCUUAGUGGUGCAAGGACUAAUGCAAGAAUGCCGCUGAAAGACCGAGCAGGUCAGCUGCUGACAGAUCGAACAAAUCAGCUCAAGUGUUGGACUGAGCAUUUUGAACAACUCUUCCGAGUUACAAAUAGCAAUGGCCAACAGAACCCGCAGCUCGAGGCGCCCACAGUAAGUCGCAUUAAUGGCGUCAACUCAGAAGCGCCCUCGCUGGCUGAAAUAGAAGCGGCAAUCAAGGACAUGAAAUCCAACAAAGCGCCUGGAAUCGAUUACAUUCCUGCUGAAAUGCUCAAAGCCGACCCUGCCUUGUCAGCACAAAUGUUGCACCGUCUUUUCGCUGACAUUUGGGAUACUGCAAUAUUCCCGGCCGACUGGAUUUAGGGUAUCCUCGUAAAGAUCCCGAAAUAAGGAGACCUGACAGAGUGCGGUAACUGGCGUGGCAUAACUUUGAUCUGUACAACCCUCAAAGUACUCUGCAAAGUGAUCCUGAACAGGAUCCAGGAAAAAAUCGACGCUACACUCCGACGGCAACAAGCUGGAUUCCGAUCCGGACGAUCAUGUGUGGACCACAUCACAACGCUACGAAUAAUACUGGAACAAAUCAACGAAUUCCAGGACUCUUUUCUGCUGGUGUUCGUUGAUUUCGAAAAAGCAUUUGACCGACUGAACCACGAAAACAUCUGGGCUGCUCUUAGACGACGAGGGGUCCCAGAGAAACUAGUCCAUCUCAUCGAAACACAGUACGAGACAUUUUCGGCACGACGCGACGGUGUCUUGUCCAAACCAAUCACGAUAACUGCUGGAGUGAGACAGGGAUGUAUUUUGUCACCGCUGCUUUUUCUCAUCGUAAUGGAUGAGAUCUUGACUGGAUCGAUUGACUGUAGACCAAACCGAGGAUUGCCGUGGAAUCCUUCAGCAAUUGACCAACUGAACGACCUUGACCUGGCAGACAAUAUUGUUUUGCUCGCCCAAACACAACAAGACAUGCAGAGCAAACUCGACGACCUCACUGAAAGCUCCGGUAGCAGGUCUCAAAAUCAAUGUCGGAAAGACCAAGUCGAUGGAAGUCAACACAGAAAAUCGUUCCAAUUUCGUGGUAGCUGGACAACAGGUUGAGACAGUGGAGUCCCAGCAAACAUAACAUCGCAUUAGAAAUGUCAGCUCAACUCGUUAACAAUGUUAAUGCGAAUCGUAAUUCCUACCAAACCAAGUAAAUGAUCGUAAGAAUGGUUAGUUGAAGUCUACCGACUCGUAUAUGACAAAAGUCCGCCAUGUUUGCAAAUUUGUCUCCCGCGUGCGGGUUCAAAUGAGAAAACAACCUUGUUGUUCUCUUUGCGAUAAGCAGUGCAACCAGAUUUCUUAAAAUCAGAGGGUCCAUUUGGAUAAACUGGCCAAUGAGAGAAGCAGCAAAUAUUGUCGCUGGCAACGGUUUGCAUGCAUUGAGAGCAAAACUUGCGCUCUCUCGCAUACUGUCAGGAUGUACGGUAAAAGGUGUUGUAUAUCGUCCAAUUUUUACAACUCUUAUCGCUUAAGCCAGAAGUUAAAAAUAUGUAUGUAUAUUACCUCCACUUUAGUACGUAAAUGCUGUUUUUUCGAGUUAUAUAAGAUGAUUUUAUAAUGUAUAUGAAAUGUAUAGCAAAGUUUGUUGAGAAAUAUACCUACAAAAAUGUUUGCUGGGAGUGCUUCCAGUAUCUUGGUAGCCAGAUUACGCCUGAUGGUGGUACCAAGAAGGACAUCGAAACCCGGAUCAGAAAAGCCCGAUUUGCGUUUGCGAGUCUCCGAAACAUCUGGCGCUCACGCCAGAUUUCUCUACGAACUAAGAUCCGAAUCUUCAACUCAAACGUCAAAUCCGUCUUGCUGUACGGGUGUGAAACUUGGUGCACAUAUGCGGUGACGACGCGAAAACUGCAACAUCAUCCGCGCUUGGUGGCCUGGCAACUGGAUCUCAAACGUUGAACUUCAUCGCCGGUGUCAUCAAAAGGCGCUAGAAAUCGAGAUUCGGGAACGUAAGUGGAAAUGGAUUGGGCACACACUGCGAAGAGAUGAAAACGAGAUUUGCAGAGAGGCGCUUGACUGGAAUCCAGAUGGGCAUCGAAGAAGAGGCAGGCCCAGAAGCUCGUGGCGGCGAAGUCUAGCCACUGAAAUCCGCACAGUUGACGAGAACCUUAGCUGGCAGCAAGUGAAGACGCUGGCUCCGGAUCGCCAGGGCAUCGGGGCAUCGAAGGUACUCAGGGCAUCGAAGGUACUCAGUAGGCUACAGAAAACCAAAAUCACCUGCAGAUCGUCAGCCAGAAUGGUUCCAGCAUUCGCCAACUUCUCAAAAAGGCUCUCGAACUCGAGUAAGUGUUCCUCGACGUCGUCACUUUCUUCGUAUUUCAGGUCGCAAAUCGUCUUCAAGAUGUGGACCUUGGAACUAAGGGUCUUAGUUUCGUGUUGCCGCUUAGGGUUCUCCCAUACAUCCUUCGCCGUGGUAGUAUUCCGGAUGUGCACGUGUUGGCUGCGGCUCAGUAGCAACCCAAUCGUCGCCCGCCUUUAUCCCAGGCAGCCAGUUCAGCAACGUUUCGAUUGUCGGCAGCAGUUUCCGGUUUUACCCCUGGCGAAAUGUACCUCGAGAGAUCUUCCCUCGCCAGCAGGAACUCGACCUCCAACUUCCAGGAGUCGCAGUUAUCAUUAGUGAGCUUCGCUAUUCCAUUUCUUUCCAUUUUAACUUCUUCAAAGCGCAGGCCCAUAACAACUCCAUUCUACUUUCUGGACCGGAUCUUUUAACUCCGUUGCCAGCGACAUAUCAUUCAACAAUUUCGGGAACGACCGGUGGCUGUCAAGGCGGACAUACGCGAAAUGUUCCACCAAUACCGGAUUUGGGAAGCUGAUAUGCACGUAUUGCGUUUCCUUUUCCGAACAGACCCUACCACCAAGCCGGACGUGUACAUUAUGGAUAUGGGUACCUUUGGGGCAGCUUGCUUACCUACGUCCGCCCAAUGUGUAAAAAAUUUGAAUCUAUCUCGAUAAUCAUGCGCUGAAGGUAACGAAGCGUGUGCUCUGGACCGAUUCUCAAAAUGUGCUUUCAUUGAUUCGAUCCGAUCAACGGAAGUACAUAGCGUUUGUCGCAUUCAGGAUUGGCGAGAUUCUACAGGAGACGAAGAUCGACGAGUGGCGCUGGGUGCCCUCGAAGGCUAAUUUGGCAGAUACACUUACCAAGUGGGGCAGAGGUCCCUGCCUGGAACCGAAAGGGCCCUGGUUCAACGGACCCGAGUUUCUCCAGCAACCAGAGGAGAGGUGGCCGACGCAGAAAACACCAAUACCAAAAACGACAAUCGAGCUUCGAGCGUGCCACAUGUCCCACACUUUCAAGACGAACGAACCUAUCAUCGAUGUAAGUCUGUUGGGAUCUGUUGCGUUUACAGAUUUAUCUCCAACUGUCGUCGCCGCAUUGCUCGAGCACCCAUCGAGGUUAUUCCGGACGCCACCGAACGAUUGAAGAGAUUGGUGAUCCGUGACGUCUUCCGAUCGAGAAACACAGUGCCAUCUAUCAUUGUAGGCCGUUCCUGGACGAUUGUGACGUGUUGCGAAUGAACGGCAGGACAAAAUCUGCAGAAUUCAUUCCAUACGAUACGAGAUUCCCCAUCACCCUACCAAGCGCCCACGAAAUCACCAAUCUACUGCUAGCUGAUUAUCAUCGGCGUUUUGCACACGCUAACCGGGAGACCACGUUUAACGAAGUUCGGCAACGCUUUUAUAUCCCUAAGCUGAGAAGCUGUGUGAAGCGGUCGAUGGAUAAUUGCCAAUGGUGCAAAGUAAAAAGGAGCCGACCGCACGUACCGCACGCCUUUCCUGAGACGCUUCAGUCAUGUGGGUGUCGACUAUUUUGGACCGUUUGAGGUAAUCGUGGGACGCCGUGUCGAGAAACGGUGGGUUGUACUUUUCACGCGCCUGGCGGUCCGUGCAGUGUACCUGGAAGUGGCACACAAGCUGAAUACUGAUUCGUGUAUCACGGCAAUUCGGAGAUUCGUGCUGCGCAGAGGCCCUCCUAUUGUUAUCUUCUUUUACAACGGCACCAACUCGAAAGGAACUGCAAGAGCAGAUUCGUCGAAUCGGAACAGACUGCGCUACCGUGUUCACUAAUGUUUCAAUCCGCCUUUUGCACCCCAUAUGGGGGUAUAUGGGAGCGGAUGGUACGAACGGUCAAGACGACUAUGGCAACCCUGAAUGCGGAACACCGAAUGAGCGAUGAAACACACUAAGACCGUUAUUGUUGAGGCCCUUACGCCGAACCAUUUUUUGCGUGGCACGGUAACCGAACUGAAGGAUCUUCGCAUAGCGCUAACAAUUCUGGCAGAGGCACUUCGAAGCACUUACCAGAGGUUCCAGUGCAUCGCCGAUGAACUAUGGAAGCGGUGGCUAAAGUGUGGGGAAGAAUAUAUGCCGUCGUUGAACGUGAGUACCAAACGGUUAGAAGAUUCAAGACCGUUGAAGCCAGGCGGUUUAGUGUAUAUCACGGAUGAUCAAAACCGCAACGGAUGGGUCCGUGGACAAGUAGAGAUUGAGGCAAUUGGUAAAUCUGUCUAGGAAACAGGUUCUGGACCAGGUUUACGGGUCGGGGAAAUGUUAAAACCACUGAGCACAGAUUCGAAAAUCCCUUCAGCUGACCUCCCUGGACGGACGUAAGUGACAGUGGCUUAAAAAGGGCAAAGACUGAUUUUCGUUUGCGAUCGUAAGAGAAAAGUUGAAGCUAUAGAAAGUUAUCGAAAAAUGAUAUUCAAGUUUAAUUCUGUAUUCUCGAAAACGAUUCGAUUAGGUCAGAUUAGUGGGUAGCAGCAUCUCACGAGUCCAGGCACAUUUUUAUAGUAGCAGCCAAAACUAAAACUUUUGAGCUGAUUCAAACGAGCAGCUACAUAAGGUGUCUUACUUUCCCGAACAGUUGACUGCUAAUCAACGGAGUAAAAAUUUAUAAGAUUUACUAAGUUAGUUUUUAAUUUUACUUUUAAACAACAAAUAUGAUUGUUGAAAAUAUUACAUUACCUUAAAAUGUUAACUGGAGCCAACGCCAAUGGAACACUUUGCAGCCAAGCAUUUUGUCUCGAUCGAAAAAACAAUCACCCGCCGGUCGCCAGUUCAUCGGGAUCAUAUGCUGAGGUUCCGCCCAAUCAAUUUCAAAACAAUUUCGAAGCAGGUCCAUCAAGCGUAUGAAAGCCCGUGCUGGGCAUCCUCCAUGUAGCUAAUAUUAUAGCAAAAAUUGUUUUCCCCAUAGACAACGUUCUAGCUAGAAAUUGCAGUGCUCCACCGAGGCCCCUGGUAAGUUUCACCAUUCGAAGCCAUCAUUGUCUGCAUUACCAAACCUUGUAGUCUGAGAGACCAGAGGCUGGGAUGUUAACUGCACUUGGACAACGCAUCCGGAUUAUCCUGGAACAAGUACAAGGCUUUUCCCACUUCCGCUCUCGCUUGCCCCUCUUGCGACUUGUAGAAUUGCUUCUUCAGCAAACCAUCUAUUGAUCACUCUUCCAGGGGGGUAAUAUUCACCGGUCAUCAUGAGCCGAACCGUAGCAAGUCGCGACAAUUAUCUUAUAUCACUAGCAAAAUCCCGGAAAAACGAUCAAUGGACGUUCGAGUAAACUUACAUCACUUCAGACGGAUUCAUUUUUAACCAAAACAAUACCCCAACGAAUUUCGAACCGGCAAACAAUCACACAAUUCAAAACAUUCGGGUAUCGAAAUCUUUCCGUAAUUCUUCCUGUGACCGAGACCUAAAUGCACUCCACACUUCUGUCCCGACGAAAAUUAGCGUUGAGGAAAUGAUUUUCUAAAAUUUUGACCGAAUUCGCCGCACACGCAUUACCGAAAGCAAGAUGAAUAUCAAAAUCAAAACAAACGACGGAAAACGAAAAAUUAUUUAGUACAGAUCCAUGCCAU
Molecule: messenger RNA, 13943 nt
Organism: Uranotaenia lowii
Lineage: Eukaryota; Metazoa; Arthropoda; Insecta; Diptera; Culicidae
Exons: 2
Coding region: 7347-8417 (356 amino acids)
Source: RefSeq, a predicted model, not a curated record